Botrytis porri is the source of this 2595-nucleotide messenger RNA. RefSeq lists its product as uncharacterized. Bases 1 to 2595 code for a protein of 864 amino acids. The transcript has 2 exons. Lineage: Eukaryota; Fungi; Ascomycota; Leotiomycetes; Helotiales; Sclerotiniaceae. The record is from RefSeq and is a predicted model, not a curated record.
AUGGCCUUUUACGACUCUUCUUCUGAUCAAGACGUCGGUUUUCCGAUAAUUCUCGAACCUGAUGAUGAUUCACUCUUCGAAAUGCGAUUAGACGAUACGAGGUUAAAUAACGAUACAAUGAAGGAAGUGCAUCAUGUCAAAGAAGUCAAGAAAGUCAACGAAGUUGCAAAAAAUGCCAUGGUACCAAAACAUCCAAUAAGUUCCAUGCAAGGUGCUUUUGCAGAGUCGAUGCAAGAGGCUAGCGACACAGCUCGAACAGCACCCAAAAUCGGCGACGCGGCGACCCGACGAAAGAUCUUAAUUGAACAAGAUGUUUCCGAAGAUACACAUGCUUUGCGAUGGCAGAGGCAACCAGGUCAAAAAUAUCAUGAGUUGUGGAAAUUGAUGGCUCAGAUAUCCUUUGGAAUAUAUCUACUCCUCAAUGGAAUCGCCCGAGAUGAAGAACAGGUCAUGUCAAUAUUACAGGGACAUGUGAAUGAGGUAGAUGGGUUUUUAGAGAUGACGCUGGAGGAUUUCGACCUGGCACAAAGUGAUAUCGAGGAGAGAUUAAAGCAUCUGAAACUUCCCUUACAAAAUCUCGCCAUUUUCGAUUCUAUGUUGGCAGAUCGAGCUUUUAGGUCCCAAAUUGUCAGUGGCAAUGAACGUAUCGAGCACGUUAUCGUACGUACCGCGGCAGCUAUGAAGGAUACUAUUCUCGAUGCGCAGCAAGGAAUGGAUGCUUGUAGGGAAUUCACAAAAUAUUUGGCAGGGCAGAAAGACAACCGGUCAUGGCAAAAACGACGACCCAACAUGGAGAGAGUCUUUGAUGCAAUGUGUGGAAAUGUAGAAGGUUGGCAUAAGGCUUUUGUCUCGUUACAAACCAAAGGUGAUCAUCUAGGGGUUUCUCUCGGCCAAUUGGGAAGUAUCGUGGCGGAAAUGGAUCGCAGAGCCGGCAGGAUAAGUCGGGAGUCAAGAUUCAGUAAUUUGUCUCCUACACAAGCACCGGCUGCUCCAGUAUCUCGCAAUCUUCGAGCUUCCAUGAUAAAAGAGCUGCCCAGCGAUCCGAAUCCUACAACUUCAGCAAUUCCAACUAUAUUACCAGCAAUUGCCUUGGUGCAAGACCGGGAACAAACUCCAGAGCCAGAGUCGGAACCGGAGUCGGAACCAGAACAAGAGCCAGAACCUGAGAGUGAAUCCGAACCUGAACCAAAACCUGAACUAUUAUAUACUCUCAAACCUAUCACAUAUUCACCUCUUCUUCUUCCAACAACAUAUUCUCCAAUUCUUGCUCCAACGAUCUACUCCCCAGUCCCUCCCGCAACGACACCAAUCGUUACUACGACCACACCAGUCCUUCCCGCCACCACUUAUUCCCCGCUUCUCCCAACAACGACUUAUUCUCCGAUGCUUCCUCCAACAACUUAUUCCCCAUUACUUUUGCCGACUACCUAUUCCCCAAAUCCAUCCCCCAAACCUUCACCGAAGCCCUCGCCCAAGCCUUCGAUCAACACCUCGCCCAAAACUUCUCCGGAAACUUCUCCGAGAAAAGAAGUUCAAAAAGAAUUUGUCCUCCAAUCCGCCCCGGAAGGCAAGAGAAAACCAUCUCUUCGAAAGCGCUUUUCUUUCAAGAAUAAGGAAACCGAAAUCGAUACCGAUACUUUGAAACCCCCUCCAAAAUUACUCUCCGCCCCACGAAUUACUUCGGUUGCGGAAUCAGUGGUAGAUCCAUAUCUAUAUUUAAAGCCAAAUACGGUGGUUCGUCCCCGUGAACGAUCGGAGCAGCGUCGUAUUGAGCCUUUGGAUCUAUCAGCUGAUAGAGAGGAGCGUCAAAGAGAAAAACAACUUAGAGAGGAGCGCAGCCGAGAACGUAUCAGGGAAGAGCGUCGUAGGGAAGAACGUAGAGAAGAACGUAGCAGGGAGUCAAACAGAGAGGAGCGAAGACACAGAAGUGAGAAGAGCAGAGAUCGUGACAAUGAAAACCGCAAAAGAGAAGAGCGUAAAGGGUCAGGACCUUUAAGCAUUCCUAGACACCCGGAACUAGCAAAAGAUACACCUCCAUCUCGUGGAGUUGAUUCAGCAUACUGUUCCGAGUCGGAUCCUCCAAUUGCGAUUCGUUCGAUACAAGAACACCUCCCAUCACCAGCAUUUCAAUCUCCUUCUUCGGCAACCUCAGCGCCGGUGUUUACAAGUCGCGAACGUGAGAUCCCGCCACCCAUUUUAACAAGAGAUUUCAUCCCAUCCCCUCACUCUGAAAAACAAUUCUUUCGUCCCGUCAACGCAUCUCCACAUUCACCAUUGCAAAGACCAUGGACUGCAGCCCCGAUGCAUCAUCACGAGCGCGUACCAAGUGGGCUAUCGAGAUCGAUGGCACCGAGUCGUAUGGGAAUGAGUGUGAUGAGCGAUAUGACUACCGUCACAAUGGAAGAUGGAAAGAAAGUUAAGAAGAAGAGAAGUGCAUUUGGAUGGCUGAAGAAAGCAUUCAGUCUAAGCGAAGAAGAGAGAGCAGAAUACGAAGAAAGGAAAAGGAGACAAGAGCCUGAUCCUUAUUAUGAACAAAGACCCCCAAGACAAUUUUUAGAUGGAAAAAGGUUACCACAACCUCAAGGGAUUAGAUAG